Molecule: messenger RNA, 2724 nt
Organism: Trichoderma asperellum CBS 433.97
Lineage: Eukaryota; Fungi; Ascomycota; Sordariomycetes; Hypocreales; Hypocreaceae
Molecular function (GO): carboxypeptidase activity
Source: RefSeq, a predicted model, not a curated record
UUGGAAACUGAUUUUCUCAUGACGUCUUUAUCCCCGAGCCUUUUCUCCUUGCUCGCUAGAAUCUUUCUGAACAUUCUGCAUCCUGUUCUCUGUCAGAAUUUCCGUUCAUCACUAACGCCUCAGUAUUAUGAAAUUUGAUACUCCUCCCCAAUCCUGGCCUCGGCCGAGAGGGGCGACUUCGUUGAGAUGGCCUAUUCUUCUCGGCUCUCUCGUCGUCGUUUACAUCUACUACUGGAGCCACAACAGAUUCUCUUCUUUCAACCUCCAGCAAACGCUGCUUUCUGUUCCCUCCACCAAGCAUGUACGCGACUGGAGCGCCUACUAUACCACAGGUGCUCAUUUUUGCGGCCAGGGCUUGAGCCAGGCGCAGUGGACCGAAGCUAGAUGGAAGGAAUUCGGUAUCACCAAUACUCGAAUCCUUUCCUACGAUACUCAGGUGCCAGCGCCAACGGGCCAUCAACGACUGGCUCUCCUUCGGGGCGACCACGUCGUUUAUGAAGCGCCCUUGGUGGAUCAUUUUACCACAAAUGGUCCUGCUGCAAACAAUAGUUUCUUGCCUGCCUAUCUAGGUUUCUCAACCAAUGGUAACAUAUCUGGUUCUUAUGUCUUUUGCAACUUUGCCAGUGAUGAAGACUUCCAAGAUCUUGAACGAGCCAAUGUUGACGUCGCAGGAAAGAUUGGCAUCAUCAAGCUGGCAAACGGAUCGCCAUAUUUGCGCGCUAAACACCUAGAGGUCUUUCGAGGAGCUCAGGUAGCGAAUGCAGAAAGGGCGGGUUUGAUUGGCGUAGUUUUUUAUACUGAUCCUCAGAAUGACGGUCCUAUAACUGAAGCUAACGGAUACAAACCGUUCCCGGCCGGGCCAGCACGACCACUUGCGGCAAUCGAGAGAGGGUCAGUCGCUUCAGCCGGUACCAUUCAUCGCCCCAACUCCCCUAAAAUUCCCUGCAUACCCAUGUCUCCUGCCGAUGCCAUUCACAUCCUGGGGGCUUUAAACGGUCAUGGACCUGCGGCAGAGGAGCUCGGUCAACGCUGGCAUGGUGGUGGUCUCGAGUUUCACAACGUACGCUACAAUGUCGGACCUUCGCCUGCCGGCAUAUCCCUUCACCUGGUCAACGAAGCAGACAUUGUCGACACUCAGCUUCACAACGUAAUUGGCACAAUCCCUGGGGUAAUUUCCGAUGAAGUUGUCAUUCUUGGCAGUCAUCGUGACUCUUGGGGCCAUGGCGCUGGAGACCCCGGCAGUGGUUCCGCAACCCUGAACGAAGUUGUGCGCAGCUUUGGUGUAGCACUUCAGCAUGGCUGGCGGCCACUUCGUACCAUCGUCUUCGCGAGUUUCGAAGGCGAGGAGAUUGGCCAGGUGGGCUCCCAAAGUUGGAUCGCCAAUCACCUAAAAUGGUUGAGAGCCUCUGCUGUCGCAUAUCUGAACGUUGUUGUGGCCGGGGCUGGGUCAAGGUUCCAGGCCAAGGCCAGUCCACUUCUCUACAGGGCGGUUCUUGCUGCCACAGAUAUUGUCACGUCGCCCAAUGAGACUGUGGCUGGUCAGUCGGUGCGAGACGUCUGGGGAGGGGCCAUUGGCGCUCCGGGCGGUGGCGAUGCCAUUUCUUUCCAGGGCACAUGUAUUUCGGCGGUUGAUUUCAGCUUCUCGCAGGGCAUGGGGGACGCCGCCUUCCCCUAUCAUACUGGCUUCGAUACCUUUGAAUGGAUGGACCAAAUCGGUGAUCCCGAGUGGAAUUAUCAUGUUACUAGUGCAAGGAUAUGGUCAAUCAUGGCUGCAUAUCUUACAGAGUCUGCCGUACUAAACAUGAGUGUCACUGACUAUGCGUCGGCAUUACAGAAGUGGGUGGAUGAGCUUUGCAGCAGCAACCAAUGCUCCUCCAAAGUUGAUCUGAUGGUGAUGAUCAGCGCAAUCCAGCGACUAACUCGAGCUGCAAAGAGAUUUGACAGCUAUGCUGAAUCACUGAGGGAGUCUCAGAACGCCUGGUGGAGAUUCUGGCCAGGAGACAAGUUGAAUACAGCAAUUCGUGGCGCUAAUAAGGUAUAUAUUGCGUUCGAGCGCCAGUUCUUCUAUGGACAAGGCAUGGAUACCUUCCCAAGCUUUCACCAUGUUCUAUAUUCUCCAUCUGCCUGGCAUAACGAGAUACCACCUCUGGCAGUACUACGUAACCCUCUGAUCAAAAAGGAUUGGGAGGGUGCCAGGAAAUGGAGAGAUGAUUUGGUAGAAUAUAUUGAUGGUGCCGUUCAACUGCUGGAGGAUCAUCUUCAAGGGGUUGGCAAACAAGAACUUGCCUGGGGUCUAUAAGAAGAGGGUUUGUGAAAUGUAAACCAAGGGCUGUCGAGAAGACUUGGCAAGCCAGGAGCAAAAGUCGUGGAAGAAGCGGUGACAAGUAAUGGGUCAGGAUUAAAAGAUUGAGGGUUCAAACGAGCCACUGAUACAUGCAUAUCAAUACCCAGAUUGGAUAAACGCUGAGACGGCCCAAGUUCGUUUGAUCAAGUAACGAGAUGUAGGCCCAAAUACAGGCAACAGCAGCGUUUGCUAGAUUGAGGAUCGAAUUACUGGCAAGCCAUGGGAGGUCUGUCUUUGAUUUAUUAAUUGAACCCAUUAUUUUAUGUGCUAUUGCAGUGACAGUAACUAUGGUGAGCUAUUUUCUCUACAUCGUUAUUGGUUAGGAGCUCCUAAGGAAUACUCUCAAAUUCUGGCUUUAUAUACGUAAUACCUGAUCGAAC